AUGAGAUCGAAUUAUACUAUGAUAAAAGAGUCCAGAAGUACUUCACCUACUGAAGAAACAGACGUAUACAUCCAUUCAAUGGUUCGAGAUGCUCUCCAGGGCAAAUUGAUAGAGACUGCCGGCAAGGCAACUACCCUAUACGAAGCGCUUAAUCUGGCCGCUGAAAGUUAUGGUGAGCUAAACUUCCUGGGAUACAUCACCGGAGAAGAGACCAUUGAGUACUUGACCUACCAGGAAGUCCGUGAGUAUGCUGAAGAGAUGGCCGCCUUUUUAGUCCAACAUAUUACUACCUCUUCUAAUCCAGUUAUUGGUAUCUGUGCUGAAAACCGUCCAGAAUGGGUUAUUGCUGAACAUGCCACAUACUUCUUUGAUGGCAUUAAUUGUCCGAUCUAUGCUUCUUUUGGCUGGAGUGCUACUAAACAUAUCUUAUCUGAGACCGAAAUGCAAAUAGUCUUUGUUUCUAAGAAAAACCUCGAUAAGAUUGCUGCGGGUAUAGAGAAAGAAGUAGAUACUCAAAUUGUCCUGCCUGAAAUGUUUAUUCUUAUGGACUCUGAUAUCUCUAAAACUACCGAAGAAAUUAUCAAAAGUCACAACAUCAGAAUAGAGUAUUUCUGGGAUAUUUUAGCCAAAUGCCAAGAAGUCCAACCAGCGGCCCAAAAAACAACCAGUGAUAAGCCUCCUACUAAGCCAAAAACCAAACCCGUUAGAGGUCAAACUAAGCCAGAUACUACUGCUCAGAAUCAAGCCCGGCGCAAGCAAUUUAAAAAGCCUACUCCAGAUAGUUUAGCUACAAUUUGUUAUACCAGUGGAACGACUGGUGCCCCUAAAGGUGCUAUGUUAACCCAUCGGAACUUCAUUUCAGUAGCCGGAUCUUUCCUUUUGUUAUCUCAAAACAAUGUUUUGUUUGAUAUUGAGGAGGGUAAUCGCUAUCUAUCCUUUUUACCUUUAGCCCAUGUUUUUGAACGGAUUGUAGAAACUUCUUUACUACUGAGUCGCUGUUCUAUUGUUUAUUACCGUGGGAUUCCUAAAGAACUCCAGAAAGACUUUGCUCUGGUUAAGCCCCAUUACUUUGUGGGAGUACCACGAGUGUUUAAUUCAGUUAAAGCAGCUAUUGAAGCACGUGCCCAAGAGAAAGGGCGAGUUGCUAAUGCUAUCUUUAAUGCGUCUCUUAAGGUAUGUAGGUACUUUAAGAACCGAUACGUACGUGAGAUAUUUGGUCUAUCUGUUUUUAGAGCUAUUCGUCAGACUUUUGGCGGUUCAAUUACUUGUAUGCUAUCGGGAUCAGCCCCUCUUUCCAUUGAAACGGCUGAGUUCUUUGAAGCAGUUUUCAAUUGUAAGUUGUUUGAAGGGUAUGGCCAAACAGAAACUGCAGCUGGGAAUAUUACCACUACCGUAAGUACUAAAGAGAAAGGUGUCCUGGGUAUUCCUUUUCUGUGUAAUCGAGUUAAGCUGAUCUCUCGGCCUGAGUCUAAUGCUCUAGCGACUAAUAAUCAAGGCGAGAUCUUAAUGCAAGGUCCUUCCGUCUUUAUUGGGUACUACAAACAACCGGGUUUAACUAAUGAGGUUUUCCUAUCUUCAGAUAGUAAGGAUUCUUUUAACCAUGAUGGCACAAAAUGGGUCAAAACAGGUGAUAUUGGUGAAAUCACAGCCGAAGGUAAUUUACGUAUUAUUGGGCGGUCUAAAGAGAUAUUUAAACUGUCCCAAGGCGAGUACAUUGUGCCUGAGAAGAUAGAGAACCGAAUUAUGGACCGCAAGAUUUACGGCUUAGAAGACAUCACUAUUACUGGGGAUAGUUCUAAAGACUUUGUGGUUGCUAUUUGUGUUAUCAAAGAGUCGAGUAAGGUCAACUCGGAUAAUGUGCAGCAAAGUAUUAUAAGUGAGGGUGAAAAGCUUGUGCUAGGUGGUGAGCUCAUCAAAAUAGAGGUUCCUAAGAAGUUUGUCUUUACAACGACUCCUUUUACCAUUGAGGAUGGACUUUUGACUCCAUCGGGUAAGAAGAUUAGGAAGAAGAUCACGACUGAGUUCCACCAGGAGAUUUUGAAAGCGUACGGCAGUGCCUAG
Molecule: messenger RNA, 2061 nt
Organism: Nematocida homosporus
Lineage: Eukaryota; Fungi; Microsporidia
Product: long-chain acyl-CoA synthetase
Exons: 1
Coding region: 1-2061 (686 amino acids)
Cellular component (GO): membrane; endoplasmic reticulum
Molecular function (GO): long-chain fatty acid-CoA ligase activity
Source: RefSeq, a predicted model, not a curated record